This is a messenger RNA of Galendromus occidentalis (western predatory mite), 1052 nucleotides long. RefSeq names its product UMP-CMP kinase 2-like. Gene Ontology annotation, biological process: 'de novo' pyrimidine nucleobase biosynthetic process; pyrimidine nucleotide biosynthetic process. The record is from RefSeq and is a predicted model, not a curated record. NCBI's taxonomy places the organism in Eukaryota, Metazoa, Arthropoda, Arachnida, Mesostigmata, Phytoseiidae. Gene Ontology annotation, molecular function: ATP binding.
UUCAUGUUGGCGGAUACCCGCGUCGUCGCUCGUGAAACAACAAACUUUCAACCUUGUCAGGCGUUCAUUGAGUUCGCUUAUACACUCCCAGAAGUCGAGAAAUAUGGCCGGAUCACCAAACGUAGUCUUCGUUCUUGGUCCUCCGGGAUCUGGCAAGGGCACACAAUGCGCCAACAUUGUUAAGACUUUCGAUUUCGUUCAUCUGUCAGCCGGAGACCUGCUCCGCGCCGAGCGCUCAACACCCGGUUCCGAAUACGGUGACUUGAUCGAAGGUCACAUAAGGAACGGAACCAUCGUCCCGGUAGAAAUUACCUGCUCGCUGAUCGAGAAAGCAAUGAAGGAGAGCGGGAAGAAUCGAUUUCUCAUCGACGGCUUCCCAAGGAACCGAGACAAUCUCGACGGGUGGCAAAAGCAAAUGGGAGACAAAGUGAAAGAAGUUUACGUUCUCCUUCUCUCCUGCACAGAGGAGGUCGCAACCGAGCGUUGUUUGAAGCGAGGCCAGGCCGGUAGCGGUCGUUCCGACGAUAACCUCGAAUCGUUGAAAAAACGUUUCCAGACCUACCAAAAAGACACGAUGCCCAUCAUCAAGUAUUACGAAGCCAAAGACAUGGUCAGAAGCAUCGACGCAAACUGCAACGAUAAGGACGCAAUUUUCAGUGAGAUCUGUAAACUUUUCGAUGAAUGGAAAUCCUAAGCUCACUGACCCGCGAACGGAACAUGACACAAUAUUGUCAAAUCGCACUAGAACAAAACGUUCAAUCCCUGUUCAAGUCAUUAUCUUUUUCCCUCGAUCAUCAUCGAGAAACGUACCCAAAUGACCAUAUAUAUCUCUAAUCGUCUUCUGUCAGAGAGUUUGGAGCAAAACAGUUCCUGUUCGGUUUUUUUCACGCAUUCGGACAUUUCAUUUGCUCAUCGGAGACUCAGCGAGUUGUUGGAGGAUCAGCGUCCCGAGAGUGAAGGAAUCGAUUUCCAUCGUGGGGAGCAACGGCUUUUCAACCUCUGAACCGUCAUUCCUCGUUCCGGCAAAAAGUUUGCUUGCCGCCAUGAACAAU